UGCUAGUUGAAGUUCAACAAGGCCCACAUUACCACUGCUACUACUCAACGGCCCGUUUCCAUCCCAACCAUUCACACCACAAUCUACUCACAACAUGGGCAAGACCAAGAAAUCGUUGGCAGAACAGCUUGCCGAGCUGUCGACCACUGCUCCAAAGGACUACGAUCCUGAGGAUAUAGGUGGCGAUUCCCUCAAUAGCAAAUUUAAUGAUGAUAGCGAUAUGGGGAGCGAUGGAGAUGGCGACGAUAAGGUGCACACUGGUCGCGAGCACUAUGUUUCAGUUGGGAAGAGUCAAUUAAGGAGCAAGAUAUUUUUAAUGGACGACCCUAAAUACAAAGGAAAGAAGAGCUCUAGGAGAGAAGCCCUUGAAAUGAACGGCCACGACGACGAGGAUCAGAACGAGGAUGAGGAUGGUAAAGAAGAUAACGAAGAAGAGGAUGACGAUGAAGAGGAUGACGAUGAGGAUGAAGAAAUGGCUUCGGACGAUCUGGAUGAUGGAGAGGACCUCAUGACUGGCUUUGAUCGGGACGGAAGCGACCAUGAUGAUGAUAUCGAGGGCGAGUAUCAGGAGGAAAAUGACUCUGAAGCGGUGGACGAUGAGAGCGACGAAGACGACGAAGGUGGUUAUGGCGAUCUUACAAGGUCUGAUAUCACAGAGACAACUCAGGAAAUGCAGGAAGAGCUUCAAAAAAUCCAGCAGGAGGAAAAGGAGUUGCUCAAUAGCAUGACCAAGAGCGUUUCGGACGACGUCGAGAAGGGAAUUCAUGUCAAGGCGCAGAUGUCGCUCUGGGAGACCCUUCUGGACACUCGUAUCCGUCUUCAAAAGUCCGUCUCGUUGAUCAAUACAUUUCCUCAGCCUUCAAUCUACGACGAAUUCUUAACCGACGAAUCAGCAGAACCACUGGAGGAAGCAAAGCACAACCUGCGUUCAUUUAUCGACACAUUAAUCACUGUCCGCACGAGUUUGCUCCGCAACAUCCCUGAUGUUAAAAUCCCCAAAUCCAACAAGCGUCAACUUUCAGAUCUUCAGGAUGAUGAGGCACGGAAUCUGGAUGACGACGCAUGGCAGUCCAAGGCAUGGAAGGAUAUGGAGGCAUUGGAGGAUGGAUGGAGAUCGUACCGCAACAACACCCUGGAGAAGUGGAGCAACAAGGUCCAGAUCGCCAGUGGUAUCCCGCUCAAUAAGAAAUUCAAGGCCAUGAACCAGGGAAUCAUGACGCAAAUCUCCCAGACAAUGGCAGACAAGGAGCGCCUGGUGAAGAGGACGCAGUUGAAGCGCUCAGAGUAUCACAUUUUGGGAGCCGCACCUGAGGCGGAGGAGCACGAUAAGAACGACACAGCAGAAAAGACGCCGGAGGUCAGCAAACUGGAUGCCCAUUUGUCAAACCACGACCAGGAGAUAUUUGAUGAUACGGAUUUUUAUCAGCAACUGCUGAGGGAACUGAUUGAGUCUCGGAUGGUUGAUAACGAUGACCCCACGGCCAUGGGUAUGCGCUGGGCAGCCCUUCGACAGACAAAACAAACCAAGAAGCAGGUGGAUACAAAGGGAAGCAAGGGUCGCCGUUUAAGAUACCAUGUCCAUGAAAAGUUGCAGAGUUUCAUGGUACCCAUCCCUGCAGGAACCUGGCACGGUGAGAUGGUCGAGGAGCUUUUCUCGUCGUUGCUAGGUCGGAAAGCUGGCAACUUGAACGACGACGAUGACGAGAAUGACGAGGAUGCACACGCGGAGCAAGAGCAGGAAGAUGUAGUGGACGAUGGACUCCGUAUCUUUGGCUAAAUCCGCCCGACGAUCACUGUCCUCUCUCCAUUGCAUUUUCAACCAUUUAGGGCAUUUUCAUUUGCAUAUUACGAUCAUAGAUAAUGUA
Molecule: messenger RNA, 1865 nt
Organism: Gamsiella multidivaricata
Lineage: Eukaryota; Fungi; Mortierellomycota; Mortierellomycetes; Mortierellales; Mortierellaceae
Product: apoptosis-antagonizing transcription factor
Exons: 7
Coding region: 95-1777 (560 amino acids)
Biological process (GO): maturation of SSU-rRNA from tricistronic rRNA transcript (SSU-rRNA, 5.8S rRNA, LSU-rRNA)
Cellular component (GO): nucleus; nucleolus
Source: RefSeq, a predicted model, not a curated record